Molecule: messenger RNA, 565 nt
Organism: Argiope bruennichi
Lineage: Eukaryota; Metazoa; Arthropoda; Arachnida; Araneae; Araneidae
Product: mediator of RNA polymerase II transcription subunit 21-like
Exons: 2
Coding region: 152-565 (137 amino acids)
Biological process (GO): regulation of transcription by RNA polymerase II
Cellular component (GO): mediator complex
Molecular function (GO): transcription coregulator activity
Source: RefSeq, a predicted model, not a curated record
AUUAGUUCAUUAAUCGGAAAUUUGCGAUAUGAAUAAAUUGAAAAUAUUAUUAUAGAACAAUUAUUAAAUUGAUUAGAAAUUCUUUGACAAAAAUUAUAUUUCUGAUUUGGAAACUAGCGUCAUCCUAUGACUCAUCGGAUUAGAAAAACUGAUGGCUGAUCGUCUUACACAGUUGCAAGAUGCUGUAAAUGCUCAAGCAGAAAAUAUCUGCAAUAGUAUUGGUGUUUUGCAAGCCUGCGCGCCUCCUAGCAGUUUCCCAGACUUUGAGAAAUCUCCAAAGAAAGUUGAGCAGCCUAAAGAAGAUUACUGCCAAACUUUUGCUAGUUUAAUUGCUAAUACAGCUAAGGAAAUUGAUAUUUUGAUUGAUUUUCUGCCAAAUGAGGAUAUUUCUCUAGAUUCAGAAGAAGAAUUUAAACGCUUAGAUCAAGAAAAUAAAGAUGCUGCUUUAAAAUUGGAAAAGGCAGUAGCUGCCGGUGAAGUUCUCUUGGAACAAAUCCGUAACGCCUUGCGUGAUAUUGCACAAUCUCAGCUUGAAAUUCAAAAACUCAGUAACAACAAUAUUUAA